GCUCCUAUGGAUCAGGCCACACGUUCCAUUUCUCCCAGUCAAUUGGAUGUACUAGGCUCACUCAGCGGCCAAGACGAAACAAUCUCAUGGAUCAACAACAUACUCUCGUCCGGCCCCGAUGCCCGGGACGACAUCAAUGCCACUUCUGAACCAGAUCUUACCGCUCUUGAACAACGUGUCUCACAGCUCGUGCCCUCCAUUGAUAUUGCCAGUGAAGACGUUUCUGCUCAGCUCGAGCGUCUCAUCGAAGACAUAUCUCGCUCUGCUUCUCGUCUGCCAUAUGACUUCCACUUCAUGCGCGGAAGCGCCCUUGCACUCCAAACUGCUUUGGACGGCGUCGCCAAACGAACGGACAAUCCGCUCUCCACCGAAAUAUCACAAGCGCUGGACCGUUUGCAUUCGCUCGAUACCAUCAAGCAGAACAUGCUUAAAGCAAGAGACGUCCUGGGAGAGGCAGCGAGCUGGAGCACUCUCGAGGGUGAGGUUGCCUCUCUUCUCAGCGAGCAGAGUUAUGAGAAGGCCGCGGAAAAGCUGUCCGAGGCCAGCCGUAGCAUGGUCGUCUUCCAGAAUACACCAGACUACGAGCCUCGAAGGACGCUGAUGGUCAGCUUGCAGAACCAGCUGGAGGCGUCUCUUAGUUCUGCGUUGAUUGCCGCAAUCAACAGCCACGACGUCGCAGUAUGCAAGAACUACUAUAACAUAUUCUGCAAUAUACAGCGCGAUUCCGAAUUUCGUACCUACUACUAUGGGUCCAGGAGAAGUUCUCUUGUUACCUUGUGGCAACAUACUCCUCUCUCUCCGAGUUCAUCCACCGAGGAGUCCACUCCCUCACUGUCGUCCUUCCUCACCACGUUCUUCGCCGAGUUCCUGUCGAAGAUCAACUCGGAAAAAUCGUCCAUCGUAGCCAUAUUCCCAGAUCCUCAAUUCACCCUCGCGACCUUCAUCACAUCGACAUUGACCUCCCUUCAACCCACAUUUUCCGAGCGGCUAUCAGCCGUAGCACACAACUCCCCCUCCUCCCUCCUCGAAAUCAUCGCCUGCUUCAAAAUUACGGAGCAAUUCGCCGUUGCAGCCGACAAAAUCCUCGAAAGAACCGAGUCUUCCACACUUGUUCCUUCAUCCUCUCCAGGCGAAGCGACUUCUCCACCAUCCAAACCGCCAGCGAACCGGAGGGCCAAUCGGUCGUCCAUGUCACGCCGUAUGAGCGUACAUUUGAACGGUCCCAACGUCGGUCUCUCGAUCAAGCCACCACAUCUUGGCGGGAGCGGACUCGAUUGGGACCAUGAUCUCUUCGAACCGUUCCUCGAAUACCAGACGGAGUACGGCAAUCUUGAGCAGCAACUGCUCGAGUCCUCGCUGCAAGAAGUUUCAAAGUCACGGGACGUUCGCGAAGACGUCUCCAGCGACCGUGCUCGAGCACUACGGGAACAGUCUGUCGAGGUGUUCAGUGUUGCCGAGGAAGGCCUAGGACGAGUCACUGCUUUCACGCACGGAUACGGUAUCUUGGGCCUCAUUCGCGCGGUGGACCAACUCGUCCAGAACUUCAUCGCCCAGACCAGAAACGUCGUCUCCGACCCUUCUGCUUCGUCCUCGAAGACUAUAUCAUCAUCAGCGUCCGGAGAUUUGGCCGACCUGGACUACACACUGGACGACUGGUCGAAUAUCCAGAUGUGGUUGCAUCUCCUGGGAGCAUUCCGAACCAUCCUGGACCGACUGGACGCCUUCGAGGUCAAGCUUCAAGCUACAAUCCUUCAAUUUUCGAGCAUGUUCCGCACCGCAGGGUACGACUACGGCAACGUGUACAUCCCCGGCACGACAAGUGGGGAGGUACAGCUGUUGGCAGCGUCUACGCUCAACUCUGCGGAGUUCCAUGACAUCUUGCAAGCGGUCGAUUCUGAGACACGCCAGGAUCCCGUCGAACGAUCGCCUUAUGCCCGUGUCGUCGACCCAGCUUCGAAGUCACUCCUCGUGCAAUCUCGAAACGCCCUGGCCUCCGUGACCUCUCUAUGCCAAACCUCACUCCAGGACGCAAUGCUUUCACCCUUACGGAACCAUCUCCUAUACUACGCCUCAUCAUCAGUAUGGUCCACCCAAAAUGAUCCCAAAGGUCCACGAGCAGGUGCAUCGGCCACCAGCGCCACCCAACUUCCCUCCUUCUCACUAUCGCCGACCGAGACGAUGCAACGGGUAGCAGAAGGCCUCCUGAACCUCCCUCGACUCUUCGAAGUCUACGCCGACGACGACGUCCUUUCAUUCUCCCUCAACACCCUCCCCUUCGUCGACAAUGAGUACCUGCAAUCCCUCUCGGAACGCGCCAGCGACUCGUCUCCUGAAACUCGACCGAUGCACAACCGCCGUCAAUCCAUCGCCAUGAAGUCCCAGAUGCCCGCGGCCUCGCCUGUACCAGAGUUCACUCCUGAAGUCAUCGCCUCGGUCUGGCUGUCCUCCCUCGGCUUGUCUCUGCUCUCGCACCUCACUUCGGCCGUCCUGCCCAAUAUCAGAACACUCACGCCCGCCGGAGCCGCCCAGCUGUCGUCAGACCUGGAGUACCUAUCGAAUAUCGUCGGAGCUCUGAACGUGAGGAGCGAGGAGCUAAGUAGGUGGAAGGAAUACGCGAGUCUGAGCGAUGAAGAUGGGUGGAGGCAGGCGAUGGAUUCGUCUGCAUCCCAGACUAGCACGUUCGAAUUCACACAGAUAGCGAGGAUGAGAGGCUGGGCCGCUAGGCGCCCGACGUAGCGUACUUAAAGUAACUAGUAGGACUGACUGCUAAGGUAGUACGGGACGGCGACUAGAGAGACGUAUUACUUAAAUAUGGACAGUCCAGUCAUUCUGGCAGGCAGCAAAAGGGCAUAUGAUACGCGAAUCCGUCCGAGAACGAAAGACUCGAAGAGCAAGGAGCAAUAUACAGAGAGUUAAAAAGGCUACGUAUGAGACGAAGUAACUAAGAGACACAAGUCCAGAACUAUCGUGCAUAAGGAUGGAAACUGUGCUGUCCCCGGUUCAUAACCCUUGCGGGUCCUGGACCGCCAGCCAUACCACCUCGUCCUCGUCCACCCAUCAUUCCCAUCCCAGGCCUCAUACCCAUGCCCAUGCCCAUGCCCAUACCCAUACCGCCCAUGGGUCCCAUACCUCCACCCAUGUUUCCUGCACCCAUCCCUCCAGCGUUCAUGCCAGCGCCCAUCGGGCCCAUACCUAACCUCAUACCACCAGGCAUACCACCCAUCCCGGCACCCAUCGCGUUCAUGGCAUUACCUGCCAUAGCGCCCAUGGGGCUCAUAUUCCCUACAGCACCCAUACCGUUCAUCCCUCCACCCAUCCCUGCUCCCAUUCCACCGCCCAUUGCGCCGCCCAUUCCUGCAGCCCCACCCAUCCCGGGCCCACCUCCCAUUCCAGCACCACCGCCCAUACCUCCCGCACCCCCCAUCGCACCCCCCAUCCCCGCACCCAUAUGCCCGCCCCCCAUAUUACCGCCCCCACCCAUAUUUCCACCGCCCAUAUUCCCACCCAUUCCGCCCCCCAUGUUGCCCAUCCCGAAGCGAUUCAUACCCAUGCCCAUGCCCAUAGGAUUAAAGCCCAUCAUGGGCAUCCCGCCAGCCGCGGCUCCGCCACCGCCCAUCAUGGUGUUAAACGGCGCGCCGCCCAUCUGGCCCAUCAUGCGCUGGUAGACCAUGUUCAUCUGUUGGGGAUCGGCGGCGGGUGGCUGGGGCGGUGCGAAUGUGCUUAUGGAGUUCGUUGGUGUGGAACGGAUUUCGCGUUCUGGGAAGUUGUCUCGGGGGUUGGUGGAGGUGCGGCCUUGGUCGCGUUGAUUCCGUGGUUGAGCGGUCUUCACCUCAAUCUGCUUAUCAUCAAGAACCAAGCCGAUCUUACCGACCAAUUGGUGUUCGUUGCUGUUAUCCUCAAACGUAACGAAACCAAAGCCCUUCGACCUUCCGGUCUCACGAUCGACCAUGACGGUCGCGUCGACGACCUUACCGAACGACGUGAAGAACGCACGCAUAGAAUCUGACGUCGUCUGCGGCGCCAGGCCGCCGACGAAGUAUCGCGUAUUUCUCAGGUGCUCUUCGCGAGGGAUCGCGCGUUUCGGGUCAAUCGCUUUACCAUCGAGGAAGUGCUCGCGAAUCAUGACGGCGUUAACGGAGGAAGGGUCAUCAAACGUCAAGAAUGCAAAGCCUCUCGAUUUCCCAUCCGGGUCGCGCACGAUCGUGCAUGCGUCGACCUUGCCAAACUCGGAGAAGUACUUGCGCAAACCUUCAUCUGUUGUGUCCCAGCUAAGGCCACCGACAAACAUCUUGCUGCAGUAGUCGGAUUGCGUGAUAAUAGGUAUGGAGGAACCAGUAGGCAAUGCGUAUUUGGAGGUGAUAUCGACGUGACGUGCGUGAGCAGGGUAUUGAAGAGUAAAGCGAGAUGCAUAACGGUGUCGAGAGAGCAGAGGGGGGAACGAACGAAUACGUGAUCAGUUUCCAGAGUAGCAAGGUAAUGCAACCGUGUCGGGAGAGAGAAGAGAUAAUAAAAAAAGAAACGGGAGAUGAGUGAGCAAGCAAUCGAAGGAACGGGAAAAAAUCACGGUUCGUUAUGCAGAGCGAAACUCAUUAAUGCUGAGCUAUCGUAGCUGGUAAGUGCAGGUAGCUGACGAUUCGCGACAGAACCAGUACGCAUGAACGAGAGAGAGAGAGAAAAAGAAAACUCGAGUGCAGGGCUAAGUAGCAUAUACUGAACAACGUCGAGCGCAUCAAGACGUUUAGCGCCCUUACUCACCCCACAUCCCCUCGGAACCGCGCGCGCACUGAACGAAAGAAAACAAUGUGCAAGAAAAAAAACGAAAAAGAACUCACCCUUCGUCCUUCAUCUCGGACGGCCGGAUAGGUCUCUCGGCAGAGUUACCCUGAGCGCCAGCGCUAGCAGCGUUCCCAGCCUCCGCCCUCUGUUGGCGCUCUUGACUCGGGCUCUGUGUGUAUGCCGAGAACUGUUGGGCUACCUGUGCAGAGUAUGAAAGACUGCCGUUUGCGUUGACAGAGGGCUUAGCGGGCAAUGAGGUCCCGCUGCUGCUCUCGGCUACCUUCGGCGCAGCCGUGCCAGUCGAUGUUGAUGUCGUCUUCUCUGCGACGGGCGACACGGGCUCUUUCGGAGACGUGGCGGGUUUCUCGUCUGAGACGGAGACGGCGGUGGCGUCGGUGCUGCCAGAGGGCUCCUCUGGUGGAAGAGUGAAGUCCUCUUCAAAGUCGUCGCCGUACAAACCGUCGUAGAGGUUGUCGUCCGUUGUGUCUGUCGUUGCGGCCAUUGUCAGCGGAGGUCAGCGGUCGAGAAAGCAAAGAGGAGAGAAGAGGAGG
Stereum hirsutum FP-91666 SS1 is the source of this 5327-nucleotide messenger RNA. RefSeq lists its product as uncharacterized. Gene Ontology annotation, cellular component: COG complex. The transcript is spliced from 5 exons. The record is from RefSeq and is a predicted model, not a curated record. Gene Ontology annotation, biological process: intracellular protein transport; retrograde vesicle-mediated transport, Golgi to endoplasmic reticulum; Golgi organization. The coding region runs from base 295 to 2736 and encodes 813 amino acids. Lineage: Eukaryota; Fungi; Basidiomycota; Agaricomycetes; Russulales; Stereaceae.